Molecule: messenger RNA, 3920 nt
Organism: Catharus ustulatus (Swainson's thrush)
Lineage: Eukaryota; Metazoa; Chordata; Aves; Passeriformes; Turdidae
Gene: ALS2CL
Product: ALS2 C-terminal like
Exons: 26
Coding region: 722-3706 (994 amino acids)
Source: RefSeq, a predicted model, not a curated record
UUUCAUUUGGGAAUUGUGGGAAUUUCCUGUGGGAAUUGGGGGAAUUUCCUCUGGGAAUUCUCCUUGGAAUGCUGAGCAGGAGUUGGAAGCCCUGGGCAUUCCUGGUUUUUGUCCUGCCUUGGGGUUUGUUUUCCAAGAGCAUCCAAAGGGUUGGAUGGGACAGGAGGAGCUUCCUGGUGGUCCCAGAUUUUUGGGAAGACCAUGGGAAAAAAAUUGGUGGAAAAACAAUUGAGAGUUCUUGAUUUUGGAUUGGGACUGGAAACUAUUCCAGGGAAAAUUCUGGGAUUUUUCCAAGUGCCAGGAGAACUGGAGAAGGAUUUGGGAUAAAGGAUGGAAUGAUGGGAAAAGAGAGAAUGCCAGAGUGGCAUGGAUGGGAUAUUGGGACAGAAUUCCUGACUGGGAUGGAAUUCCCAGAAUUUCAUGGCUGCCACAUCCCAGGAAAUAUCCAAGACCAGAUUGGAGCAAACUUUUCCUCAUAUUCCCCAUUUUUCUUCUUCUGGAAGCGGUUCCAUUUCUCCAAGUGCUCCAUGAUUCCCUCCCCAUUUUCCUUGAAUUCCCAAUUUUGCUUCCCAACGCUGCAGGAAUCGUGGGAUGUUGUGGUUUUCCUGCUUCCCGUGCUCUCAGCUGAUUGUUCCCCGUGAAUUUUCCAUUCUUGGCAAUUUUCUGUGCCCUGAGCUCUGAGCUCAUUUCCUGCUCGCCGUUUUUCCGGAGAGCCGCGGGAAUGAGGAAGUUCCGGAACUUUCUGCGCAUCCGGAACUGCUGGGAAGGGAGCGAUCCCAAAGCGCUGCUCCUGGGAAAAGGGGAUUUUUGGGAUUGGAAUCCCAGGAAGUGCAGCUGGGCCCGAAUUCCAACGAGAGGGACGGGAAUGAGAGAAGCCAUGUCCACAGCUGGAAUUUUGGGAUCGCUGCUCCAAGUGGAGGAAAACUUCUCCUCCUGCCUGGCCCGGAUUGAUGCCCUCAUCCUCAAACCUCUGCUCCAGGCAGAACCCCAUGAUCCCAAGGAAAAGGAGAAUUUCCAGCUCCUGGUGCUCCUCAACGAUCGCUUCCAAGCCCUCUGGAAUUUCACAGAGGAGAAUUCGCGGAUCCUGAGGGAAAAAUGCGGCAGCUCCGACUCCGGCGGGAUCCAGGAUUUUUACAUCCUCUGGAAAGGAGAUCUUUUCCUCAGCCUCUACAUCCAGUAUUUCGUCACCUUCGCCAACUUUGUCGUGGUCCAGGGCUUCGAGCGGGCCAGCAAGAGCAAGAGCGAGGCCUGGAAGCUGCACAAGGUGGUGCUGAAGGAAUUCCUGCGGGAUUUCAUCUCGGAGAGCUCCCUGGCACCCGCCCUGCACGCCGCGCUCCACAAACCCUUCCGGGAGCACGUCCAGAGCCACCUCCAGCUCCUGUCCCAGCUCCAGGGGCAGCUCCAGCAGGGAUCUGAGCAGGAUGUGGUGGCCGCUGUCAUCCGGGAAUUCAGGAAGCUGGAAUCUUUCAUCAGCCAGGUCCUGGAUGAAGCCUGCUUCACCAAGGAGCUCUGGAAAUCCUUGGGCUACAAAUUCACUGACGUGCUGUGUGUCCCUGAGAGGAGGCUCCUGGAGGACAGCAGGAACCUUCCCAUCGCCUCCGGCAGCUCCCGCUCCGAGCGGCUCCUGCUCUUCGACGACGUCCUGGUGCUCAUCCAGGGAAACAGCUUCCAGAGUUUUGAUCUCAAGCUGGUGUGGGUGGAUGAAAACUGUGGAGAGAAAUCGGCUCCAGGAUUGUACAACCUGCGCAUCACAACCCCAGAAGAGACGUUUGUCCUCUCCACCAAGGACCCCCAGAUGAAGGCGGUGUGGCGCUGGAAGCUGGAGCAGGCUGUGCGCCAGGCGCUCCACGGGAAGCGGGAUUUUCCGCUCUGGGGCCGCAGCGGCGAAGGCAGCGAGCCCCCGGCGCGACGCUUCUUCACCUACGCCUUCCGCACCGAGGGGCGGCUCCGGGGGGCCACCUACGAGGGAGAGUGGCUCUGGGGGAAGCCCCAUGGCAAGGGGACGCUGAAGUGGCACGAUGGACGCAACCACGUCGGGGAUUUCCAGGAGGGCCUGGAGCAUGGGUUUGGGAUCUGCCUGGUCCCGCGGCGCUCCGAGGAUCGCUACGACUGCUACAAGUGCCACUGGUACCAGGGCAAGAUGCAGGGCUAUGGAAUCUGUGAGUAUGGGAGUGACCUGGUCUACAAGGGCUACUUCAAGGACAACGUGCGCCAAGGGUUUGGGAUCCUGGAGAACUUCUCCACAGAUCGUCCCUUCAAAUACACGGGACAGUGGGAAAACGACAAAAAGAACGGAUACGGAGUCUGGGAAGACAGGGAGAGAGGGGAGAGGUACAUCGGGAUGUGGUUGGAUGACCUGAGACACGGAGAGGGCGUCGUGGUGACCCAGUCGGGACUCUGCUACCAGAGGACAUUCCAUGCGGAUAAAAUGGUGGGUUCAGGAAUCCUGCUCCUGGAAGACGACUCCGUCUACGAAGGGAACUUCACGGAAGAUCUGGCAUUUGUUGGAAAGGGGAAGCUGUCCUUGGCCAACGGGUUCGUGCUGGAGGGGACGUUCAGCGCGCGUGGCGGCCGAGGGCUGCACACCCGCGGCGUGCUCAACACCGGCAGCGAGCCUCGGGAGCCGCGGCCACCAACCCAGCUGGGCCUCAAGGAAUUCCCAGUGGAAAAGAGAUGGACGGGAAUCUUCGAGCAAUUCCAGGAAUUCCUCCAUUCUGGCUGCAAGGAGGAAAUGGAGGAAUCUUUCACGGGAUUCCACAUCCAGUCCAGCAAGGAGCUGAGGAAAUCCCAGGAAUAUCUGUUCUGCCAAAGAGGCACUGAGGAGAUCUCCGAGGAUAUCCUGGAAGAACUCGUCCAGCACCAGGAGCUGCCGUCGCUCCAAAGUUACUUGGAGAAGGCACUGAGAUCUUCCCUGCAUCCCUUGGGAAAGCUGCUGAGGGCUCUGAGCACGGCGUUCCAGGCCACGUAUUCCGGGAUCGGAGCCAACCGGCACCUGCUGGCCAUGGCACAGGAGGAGGUCAAGUUCUACGCCAAGAAAAUUUGGGAAUUCUACCAGGGUUUGCUGGGGCUGGCCCUGGAGCAGAGGGGCCGAGCGCCCUCGGAGGAGGCGGAUCCCAGUCUCCAGAAGGGCUCCAGCCUGGUCCUGCCGCUGAUCCUGCCCACCUUCUACCCCGAGCUCUCCAUGCUCUACAUGCUCCAGCACCAGCGCCAGGACGAGCUCUACUGCCAGGGAAUCGUGGAGCUCAGCCUCUUCUCGGACAUCCAGCUCCUGGAAUUCCUGGAUGUGCAGAAGCACCUGUGGCCUCUCAAGGAUCUCACCCUGACCUCCAACCAGAGGCGCUCCCUGGUCAAGGAUAAAUGUUUCCUGUCUGCCACCGAGUGUCUGCAGAAGCUCAUCACCACAGUGGAUCCCAGGGAGAAGCUGGAAAUCCUGCGGAAAACCUACGAGGAGCUGGAGCGCACGGUGUCCCGGCUGCUGGAGCAGGAAUUCCGGCUGCCCAUGGAUGAUCUCCUGCCCCUCCUCAUGUUCGUCGUGUCCCGAGCCAAGAUCCAACACCUGGGAGCUGAAAUCCAUCUGAUCCGGGAUUUGAUGGAUCCCACCAACCAAGGGGGAAUGUUGGACUUUCUGCUGACAGCACUGGAGUCGUGCUAUGAACACAUCCAGAGGAUCCGGCUGCAUCCAAAGGAAAGCUCCCACAGCUCCUGAUCCAGAGGGAAAAUCCUCCUUUUCCUGAACUGGGAAAAGUGGGAAUUGUACCCUUGGCUGCCUUUAAAGGGAAGAAAUCCUCCCCAGCCGAGGUUUUCCUGAUCCCAAACACACUGGAAAGGCUGGAAUUUCCAUCUCUGACAUUUGGGAAUUUUUUCCCAAGCAGAGAAGAUUUAUUAUAUUUUUUUAUCCCCUUUUUCCACAAAUUCCCAGG